Molecule: messenger RNA, 1969 nt
Organism: Suricata suricatta (meerkat)
Lineage: Eukaryota; Metazoa; Chordata; Mammalia; Carnivora; Herpestidae
Gene: SENP8
Product: SUMO peptidase family member, NEDD8 specific
Exons: 3
Coding region: 250-888 (212 amino acids)
Biological process (GO): proteolysis
Molecular function (GO): deNEDDylase activity; cysteine-type peptidase activity
Source: RefSeq, a predicted model, not a curated record
UUCCUCAACUUACGGCAGAGCUCGGAACCCUGCUUCAGAUUCUCACUGCGCUAGAGAGGAAUGUCGCAAGGUUGGGGUAGAAAACUCUGGGUUUGCGACUGUAGCUCUCGCUUUCCGGCCAAUACUGAGGUGCCUGAAGGCUGGUUGGGGUUGGUGAGGCCCGAGGCAGAGGACAGAAGAGACCAAUGAGUUGAAAAAACAGACAUAUUUUAGCUACUGGAAUUUCUGACCAGCCCUGGUCAGCACAAGAUGGACCCUGUGGUCUUGAGUUACAUGGACAGUCUACUACGGCAGUCAGAUGUCUCGCUGUUGGAUCCUCCAAGCUGGCUCAAUGACCAUAUUAUUGGAUUUGCCUUUGAGUACUUUGCCAACAGUCAGUUUCAUGACUGCUCUGACCAUGUCUGCUUCAUCAGUCCAGAAGUUACCCAGUUCAUCAAGUGUACUAGCAACAAAGCAGAGAUUGCCUUGUUCCUUGAACCCUUGGACCUCCCCAACAAGAGAGUUGUAUUUUUAGCCAUCAAUGAUAAUUCCAAUGAGGCAGCUGGGGGAACCCAUUGGAGUUUGUUGGUUUAUGUCCAGGAUGAAAAUAGCUUUUUUCAUUAUGAUUCCCAUAGCAGAAGCAACUCAGUCCAUGCAAAGCAGGUAGCAGAGAAACUGGAGACUUUCUUAGGCAGAAAAGGCAACAAACUGGCGUUUGUGGAAGAGAAAGCCCCUGCUCAACAAAACAGCUAUGACUGUGGGAUGUAUGUGAUAUGUAACACUGAGGCCUUGUGUCAGAAUUUCUUCAGGCAACGACCAGAAUCACUAUUGCAGCUACUCACUCCUACAUACAUCACAAAGAAAAGAGGAGAAUGGAAAGAUCUCAUUGCCAGACUUGCCAAAAAUUAGCUAUCAAAGAAUGUUUGCGGCUUUUGAAGUCUCCUCUUUCUGCCCAUCCCAUUUAUUGGAUGGCUGUAAUCUCAGUGCCUGAAGGAAGAUGCCUGGUAGAGGGAAGCUCAUUUUUCUUAUUUUUCCCUGGAAGAGUGUCAUCCUCUGCAAUUAUCCACAUGGAACGUUUCACUUUAACCCUAACUUGAGAGCAAUAUGCUCUGUGAAAAUAUCUUGAGGUUAUGCAUCAAAACCUUAAAACCACACUGUCUUAACAUUUAUUAAGUCUCUGUUUGUCUCCCUUAUUCUUAUUGGCUUAUUCAAAGGAAACACAGCGAUAUGUCAUUCCAGAGUAAUGUUAAAGGAAACCAAGUAUAUGUCAUAUCCAGAGUAAUGUGAGAAGAACAUUAAAGACGAACCAAAAACUUACUGCACAGUCCUACAUAUUUAAAGAGAUCAACUGGCUAAAAGCAGGUCAAGCUCUAACCUAAUUCAAGAUCUAAAUAUUAUGAGACUCAGUUACUCAAUUCUGUGCUAUCUCUUCCAUUCACCAUGCAGAGGCUUUCCUGCCCAUCUUUGUAACCUUUGCAGAUAUUUGAUAAAGAUGAUGUUAGCCCAUCUUUCCCCACUCGAUUCCUGGAAUGCUUUAAGAAAGGGGAAUCUUUAACUUCAUUAAAAUAAAUGGCUGUUUGCUCACUGUAUGGGUCGACUUGCUAUUCUGCAUUGAUUACAGCUUUUCUUCACCUUCUGUUAGCCAUGUACACACUUCUUCCUUUUAUAUCCAAAGUUCUGUGGUUUGAAAACGCAUAGCUGAUAACUUCCCAAGGUUGCCUGUUAUUUCUAAGAAAUAUUGCUGUUUUCUAAUAGUCAUAGUUUUUCCUUUCCUCUCUAUCCAUUAUCUGGCAGAAUUGUUUUCAGUUAUACCAUAGUGAUUUCGGGACUAUUAUUAUAUCUGAAACUCGCAAACUAAAAGUUGGCUUGUUUUUUGUGAUUAUAAAGCAGAAAAAGUGACCUUUCUCAACCCUGUCACUUACUCAAAACGCAGACGAUGUAACUUUUAAAAUAUGGAACUAAGAAUAAAAAGAAAUUCUAUCCCUCCUAA